UCAGAUUAACUUCAUACUAGAGAUUUGAAUUUGGUGUGUUCUGACAAAACUGGGGAGAUAUCAGUGUUCAAGUCUUCCUUCCUCUGUCUUCAGCUGAGCAUACACGAUGGGAGACUGGGGUUUUCUCUCCAAGUUACUCGACAAAGUGCAAACGCACUCCACGAACAUUGGUAAGGUGUGGCUGACGGUGCUUUUAAUCUUCAGGAUCAUGGUGCUUGGUGCAGGUGUCGAUAAAGUCUGGGGGGACGAGCAGUCCAGCAUGGUGUGCAACAUCAUCACUCCCGGCUGCAAGAACGUGUGCUAUGAUCACCAUUUCCCAAUCUCUCAUAGCCGCUUCUGGGUUCUCCAGAUCAUCUUUGUGACUCUACCGACGCUGGUCUACCUUGCCUAUGCACUGCAUGUGAUUCACAAAGAAGACAAACUGAGGCAGAUGGAUGCUGAGAAGCGAGGAACCAAACUCCCUAAAUACACAAACGACAAUGGAAAGCUUCAGUACAAAGGCAAUCUCCUGCGCAUCUAUGUAAGCUGCAUAUUAAUGACUAUUUUGUUUGAAGCAGGCUUCAUCGUGGGUCAGUACUACUUGUAUGGCUUUGUGAUGGAACCAAGAAUUAUUUGUAAAGAGGCACCAUGCCCUUUAAGCACUGAAUGCUUCAUGUCUCGUCCAACCGAAAAGACCAUCUUCAUCAUCUUCAUGCUGGUCGUGGCAUGUGUCUCAUUGUUACUGAAUAUAGCAGAGAUUUUCUAUCUGAUUUGUCGGGCUUCCAAGGGUAGAAAGCAUCAUAAUUAUGUUACUAAAGAAACACAUUGCUGAAAUCAAACAGCAAGCAUUUGGGCUUGAUUUCACUGAAAGAAACGAGUUGCAAUGCACUACUUGGGGAACUAGAGGUGUGACACUACACCGAGACACAAAGAAUAAUACUUUGCAUUGCUUUGCAUUGAUUCAUUGAUUGAUUGAUUGAUUGAUUAAACAUGUAUCAUCAUUACCUACACCUACAAAUAAAUAAAUAAAUGCUCUCACAAUUAAUUAAGGCAAAUCAAAGAGCCAAGGAAAAGUGUAGUUUUAAUUUUGUUAUAUAUCCACCCCGUUAUCAACAUUUUUGGAUAUAUAUUUUAUUUUAUA
Clarias gariepinus (North African catfish) is the source of this 1120-nucleotide messenger RNA. Its product is annotated as gap junction Cx32.2 protein-like. Gene Ontology annotation, biological process: cell communication. Gene Ontology annotation, cellular component: connexin complex. The transcript has 2 exons. The coding region runs from base 107 to 811 and encodes 234 amino acids. NCBI's taxonomy places the organism in Eukaryota, Metazoa, Chordata, Actinopteri, Siluriformes, Clariidae. The record is from RefSeq and is a predicted model, not a curated record.